CAAGUCAACCAUCUUCGCAAGAAGAACUCAGCCACCAGAGCAAACUUAAAAAACCGUUUUCGUGUGUGCCAAAUCCCAAACAAGUGACAACACAAAAUGAAGUGCUUUACAUCGAUCGCAUUGCUCGUCUGCCUGGCUGCCUGGACCCAUGCGGAACCGCCAGUACCCCAGAACCAGUACCUGCCCCCCAACCAGUCGCCCCAGGCGCCGUCUAACAACUAUCUGCCGCCCACUCAGGGCUUCCAGUCGCCCUCGAACAACUACCUGCCGCCCCAGCGCACCGGAGGCAAUGGCGGAGCGCCCAGCAACAGCUACGGAGCUCCCAUUGCUCCUCCCCAGAGCCAGUACGGUGCCCCGGCGCUGACAGGUGCCAUCUUCAAGGGACAGCAGGGCGGCAACGGCGGCUAUGGCGGCGGCAAUGGCAACGGCUACGGACAGCAGCGCGAUGAGGAGCAGUACGGACCGGCCAAGUACGAAUUCAAAUACGACGUCCAGGAUUACGAAUCGGGCAACGACUUCGGACACAUGGAGUCCCGCGACGGUGACCUGGCUGUUGGCCGCUACUACGUUCUGCUGCCCGAUGGCCGCAAACAGAUCGUUGAGUACGAGGCUGACCAGAACGGAUACCGCCCAACCAUCCGCUACGAGCAGGUGGGCAACGGAAACGGAAACGGCAACGGACGCAAUGGCGGCGGCUAUGACAGCAACGCGCAGCAGGGCAAGUUCAACGGCUACUAGAGGAGCGACGGUAAAGUGGAUGCCGAUUUAGGUCGAACCCGUAACUAUAUGCUCGUCUUUGUGGGAUCGCUGGCCGAGUAUUAAAACCAGAGAGCCAGCGACCGCAGUCAAUCCCUCCUGUCACUGUCUCUAUCCCUCUUUAUCGUUAUGUUUCUGUCAUUUAGUGGGACAGCCGCCAUUUUGCCAUAGACAGGCGCGUUCCUUUCCGUUUCCGUUUCUGUUUCAGUUGUGUCCUGAACCUUCCAUCUCUAUGCCUGGAACUAUUGCCGUUUUGUUUUGUUUAAGCGCCUUCAUUUUGUGUUAGUCCACGCACACACACAAACACACAACUCACUCACACACACGUGACCAUUACGCAUUCAUACAUACAUGCAUAAGGAUUGUAUUUAGUUUUUAAAUGAAAACGGAAAUUCGAAAGUGAAACGAACAUAUGAGAUUUUUGUGUAUAUUUAAUAAUUAUUAAAUGAAUAAAGAAGCAUUUUUGUAUAAAA
Molecule: messenger RNA, 1229 nt
Organism: Drosophila bipectinata
Lineage: Eukaryota; Metazoa; Arthropoda; Insecta; Diptera; Drosophilidae
Gene: Cpr56F
Product: Cuticular protein 56F
Cellular component (GO): extracellular matrix
Source: RefSeq, a predicted model, not a curated record